AUGGCAACGCCCACCUCCAGCCGCGCGCCUUCCGAUGCGCUGCCCGUUGAAAAUGGCCAAUCUCUCGCCGCCCGUCGCACUUCGCUCGGUUUCCUUCGUCGUUCGAAAUCUACCGAGCCGCUCGGUGAACGCAAGCCUUCCGGCAGCCGCAAGAAGAUGUCCAAGACCCAAGCUAUGGAAGAGGAACUCCGUCGUCAGCGUGAAUCUUACGCCCCCAAGAACGCCCCCCGUCUGCCGGAUCUUUCCCCCACUCCCCAACUCGAGACCUUUGGUGGUGAAGAACGUGAUACCCUUGCCCCUGAGCCUCCCAUGCCUCGUCCUCAUUCUGGAAUCGCCAUCCCUACUGCAUCCAUGAGUUCACCCGUCGAUGCCGUUGACCCCUACGCGCGUACGGAGAGCAUGACCCAUCGUGGUCGUUACAGCUAUGCCAGCAGUGCCAUGAGCACCGUCAACAGCCCCCGUCGUAUUCGUCGCCGGAAGGAUCCCACCCCUUACAAUGUGCUCGUGGUUGGCGCCCGCAACUCCGGCAAGACCUCUUUCCUCAACUUCCUGCGCAAGGCUCUGACCAUGCCCCCACACAAACACCCCUCUCGCAGCCCGGAGGAGCUGGAAGAAUUGGAACGCCAAACCUCUGCCUACGAAGGAUUCACCUCGCAAUACCUAGAGACUGAGAUUGAUGGAGAGCGCGUCGGUCUGACCCUCUGGGAUUCCACCGGUCUCGAGCGCAACAUUGUGGACCUGCAGAUGCGUGCCGUGACUGGUUUCCUGGAGAGCAAGUUUGAGGAGACCCUCGCGGAGGAGAUGAAGGUGGUGCGUUCUCCCGGUGCUCGCGACACCCAUAUCCACUGCACCUUCCUGUUGCUGGACCCCGUUCGCCUCGAUGAGAACAUUGCCGCGGCCGAGCGCAUCGCCAAUGGCACUGCUAAAGCUACCGACGCCCCGGUGGUCGGCAUCCUGGACCAGAAUCUCGACUUGCAGGUGCUGCGCACCAUCCUGGGCAAGACCACCAUUGUCCCGGUCAUUAGCAAGGCGGAUACCAUUACCUCUGCGCACAUGGGAUACCUUCGCAAGGCCGUGUGGAACAGCUUGAAACAGGCCAAUAUCGACCCCCUGGAGAUCUUGACAUUGGAGGACCAGGAGGAGUAUACUUCAUCGGAGAGCGCGGAUGAGGAGGAAUCCGUGUCAGGAGAGACCCCCAAGACUCCCACCGAGCCUACCGAAGAAGGCAGUGAAUCCAAGGAAGAGCAGCAGACCAACGGCCCGACCGAGUCAAAGAGUCAGGAACAGUCGGAGCAAGUCAUCCCCCAGUCGCCCUCGCAACGCAGUCAAAACUCCCUCGGUGCUUCACCCGCCAACCCGCACGUUCCCUUCUCCAUCCUUUCCCCGGACCCGCACUCCUUGGCCUCUGGGGAAGAACCGGUCGGACGUCGAUUCCCCUGGGGUUUCGCCGACCCUUACGAUCCCGAGCACUGUGACUUUGUGCGCCUGAAGGACUCGGUGUUCAGUGAAUGGCGGGCGGAGCUGCGUGAUGCCAGCCGUGUGAUCUGGUACGAGCGCUGGAGAACCAACCGGCUCAACCGUAAUGGCCAGCCUACGCCGCUGCCAUCCAAGAAGUCAUACGGAAGUCGCAUGGGACCAAUUCACGACGGUCGCCGUACGCGAUAA
Molecule: messenger RNA, 1665 nt
Organism: Penicillium cataractarum
Lineage: Eukaryota; Fungi; Ascomycota; Eurotiomycetes; Eurotiales; Aspergillaceae
Gene: aspE
Product: septin
Exons: 2
Coding region: 1-1665 (554 amino acids)
Biological process (GO): cytoskeleton-dependent cytokinesis
Cellular component (GO): cytosol; microtubule cytoskeleton; septin ring
Molecular function (GO): GTPase activity; GTP binding; molecular adaptor activity
Source: RefSeq, a predicted model, not a curated record